AUGUCCAAUCAGCCGAACCAGAUGCAAACAACGAAUAACCCUUCUCGCCGACAAGCACUCAACGCCUGCGAAGCUUGUCGGAAGAGAAAGACAAAAUGUGACGAGAGGAAACCCGCUUGUGCUCGAUGCACACGGUUGGGUCUUGAGUGCAUGUACAUCGAGACUGUUGCCGCAAAGAAGAACCUGUCAAUCGAGGAACUAACGGGCACGCUAAAACGGAUGGACGAGAAACUCGAUGUCCUCACAGCUUUCGCUCAACAAAAUGAUGGUCAUCAUCAAGCGCCUACGACCGGCCUGGCCUCAAGUCCGGGAAACGGCCAGUUCGCUGCUUUCAGUCCCUUGAAUCUCGGCGGCACUGGACUUGUUCAAAAUGCUUCAACCCCAUUUCUCGACACGGGCCGAGUGUUGGAAGAGCUCUCACUAUCCCAACGCCACUCUACUGCGCCGCAGCAUCUUCUGACUUGGCCUUGCUCGACUCUUUCAAUGAGCGAGCCGGACCUACAGUACCCGAUGGAGUUGGAGAUAAAACGACCAAGGUUAUCCCGGUCGAUAACACCACCUCGUUGCUUUGAAGCUGGAACACCAGUUGGAGAUGACUCUUGGUUAUCACGUUUGUCCUUGUCUCAAGUCAGCUUACUGACACAGUCAUACUUUCAGCACUUCCAUCCGUCGUGCCUCAUCCUGAACGAGUCCUUGUUUUAUUCUCUUGUACUAAGCAACGCGGUGCAAACUAACUUUGCGCCAAACUAUAACUCAUGCACGGUUCUGCUUGUCUGCAGCCUGGGCUCCAUCGUCGCCCACUACUCCGGUCAUGAAGAGUGGUCAUCCGGUAAUGAGCAAGAUAUUGGACUGGGAUUUUUCAACCUGGCGAACGACAUGUUCCGUGAUUUAGAGGGAGGUAACUGGGAGAGCGUCCAGUGCCUGCUUCUGAUGGGUCUCUUCUAUUCUGCCAAACUCAGGGUCUAUGAUGCCUGGCAAGCCAAUCAUAAAGCGUGUUGCACCGUCUCAAUACUUGUUCCACUGCAAAGGGCAUUAGAGGCACAGCAUUGCCAGCUUUUCUGGAUUGCAUAUCUACAGGAAAGAAGCCAAAUUUUGGCCGAGUUCGACUUUCCAGCCAGCGGGCUUGGGAAGCUCGCGAGCAGCAUGCCUCUACCUGUCAUUCCCGGAGCAGGUACCGAUCCUCGCCACGCGCAGUACCAGUUCUUCUUCUUAGCUCUUAUUUCCAUGAGAAAACUGCUAAACCGUAUCUUGUUCCACCUCUAUAGCCGAGACCAUACUGAAAACGCUACGAAUGGAGAACCAACACACAUCGAUAAACCCGCCACGUUCAUGUCAGUCUCCUCAUCCGUAAUAUUCGAGCUAGACCGUCAACUUGAAGAGUGGAGAACUUGUCUGCCCCAGGGACUCGAGUUCCUCAGCUACUCAGAGGCACAACUUGCAGAAGACCCCCAACUUGAUCAAACUCAUCGCUCGACGGAUGAGAGAUUACGUGGUCAUCUACAGGCUCGAUAUUUUGCUGCAAAAUCCAUUAUCCAUCGACCAUAUAUCUACAAAACCUUACACCACGACACUACAGCUUCUAUUAGUGACGCCGACGCUGCUGGCGCACGCACAGCAGUUGGCAGCGCAAUGAUGUCCGUGGUAGCAAGUGGGAUCUUACAGGAGCCAUUGGUAUUGUUGCUUCAUCCUAUAAAUUCUUGUCGAAGUCUUUUCGCCUGCGAGCUUCAGCUUACCUUUGUACUCCGCAGCGACUCCUGCCAAUUUGUAUUACCUUCAAGUUGGGAAAUUGCAGGGGAAACUAGAAAAGCUAUUUCAGGCUUGGUAGCAGAGAUGUCACCGACAGCGUUUCGCGAUGGUGAAAUCUUGAAUCUUCUAGCUUCCUAGAAUAUCCCUAUUAAACCCUUGUAUUAUAUUUUUGUUUUAUUCACCUCGACCACUGCUAGUUGACCCAUUGGUACUCCUUGGGAGACCGGAAAGCUGCCG
Fusarium oxysporum Fo47 is the source of this 1983-nucleotide messenger RNA. RefSeq names its product Zn(II)2Cys6 transcription factor. Gene Ontology annotation, molecular function: DNA binding; zinc ion binding; DNA-binding transcription factor activity, RNA polymerase II-specific. The record is from RefSeq and is a predicted model, not a curated record. NCBI's taxonomy places the organism in Eukaryota, Fungi, Ascomycota, Sordariomycetes, Hypocreales, Nectriaceae. Gene Ontology annotation, biological process: regulation of DNA-templated transcription; DNA-templated transcription. The coding region runs from base 1 to 1884 and encodes 627 amino acids. The transcript has 8 exons.